Molecule: messenger RNA, 2330 nt
Organism: Thamnophis elegans (Western terrestrial garter snake)
Lineage: Eukaryota; Metazoa; Chordata; Lepidosauria; Squamata; Natricidae
Gene: DCUN1D4
Product: defective in cullin neddylation 1 domain containing 4
Exons: 7
Coding region: 585-1091 (168 amino acids)
Biological process (GO): positive regulation of ubiquitin-protein transferase activity; protein neddylation
Cellular component (GO): ubiquitin ligase complex
Molecular function (GO): ubiquitin-like protein binding; cullin family protein binding; ubiquitin conjugating enzyme binding
Source: RefSeq, a predicted model, not a curated record
ACAGAAAAUAUGAUUCUACCAGAAUAAGGUCAGAAGAUGAUAUGUUUUCAAGUAAAAGGUGUUUAGAAUGGUUCUAUGAAUAUGCAGGCAAGUGUUCACAUCCGCACAUUUCUUAAAUAUUUCUAAGCAAGAAUUUAAGAGGAAAAAUCAAUUUGAAGUAUUAAAAUAUCAACGUACUAAUUAAAUGAAAUGAGAAUGACUUCACAUCAUUCUACCUUUCUCCAAAAGUGCAGUUUUAGUUUUGACUUGAAAUUAUAGUCAGUUUUGCAGAUACUUAAUAGAUCCAUUUUUGAACAUUCAAAAGUGGCUUUGAGGUGCUGUAUUUUAAACAUUUGAAGAGUAUCUCUUUUUUGGUUAAUUGGAGCAAUGGAUGUGAAUCUGCAAUAAAGUAAAUAAUAACAUUUGAUUCUGUUUUGAGGAACCUUUGGGCUCUUUGAAUAUUUGCAUGUUGUGACAGCUGUAUCUUGUGGGAUUGAGAUAGAGAAAGGAGUUUUUGAUCUUUGGACCUGCACUUCCUGCUGUGUGCCUAAGCAGUGUUCAAGAAAUCCCAUCCUUGGACAGAUGACGUUGUGGGUCCUGAAGGAAUGGAGAAGUUCUGUGAGGACAUAGGGGUUGAGCCAGAAAACGUAGCCAUGCUUGUGUUGGCUUGGAAAUUGGAUGCUCAGAAUAUGGGCUAUUUUACACUGCAAGAAUGGCUAAAAGGAAUGACAUCCUUGCAGUGUGACACAACAGAGAAGCUAAGAAAUUCUUUGGAUUACCUGAGAUCUUUAUUAAACGAGCCUAUGAAUUUUAAGCUUAUUUAUAGAUAUGCAUUUGACUUCGCACGUGAAAAAGAUCAGCGAAGCCUAGAUAUGAAUACUGCCAAGUGUAUGCUAGGACUCCUCUUAGGAAAAACAUGGCCCCUCUUCCCAGUAUUUCAUCAGUUCUUAGAGCAAUCUAAGUACAAAGUUAUCAACAAGGACCAAUGGUGCAAUGUUCUGGAAUUCAGCCGAUCCAUUAAUCUUGACCUCAGCAAUUAUGACGAAGACGGAGCAUGGCCAGUGUUGCUGGAUGAAUUUGUGGAGUGGUAUAAAGAGAAACAAAUGACAUAGGAAUUUUAACUAUGCACAGCUGCUCAAGAGCCUUUGUACUACAGUUAAUGUCAACCAUUAGCCAUAAACUUCUCUUUGUAUAUAAAGCGCAUGAGGCUUUUCCUGCACUGUAUCCCAUUUUCAGGGAUUUUUUGGGGGGGGUGUUUGCUGUUUAACAGGCCAGCUCUGCUUGCUGUGUACCAUUGUUCUCUCCAGAAGGCUGCUUUGCAUUUUGUCUCUACACUACAGAUGGUGAAUUUGCCAGCAUCCUCACUGUGACUAAUGUGAAUAUUGAUGUCUAAACUUUGUAUAUGUGUAUAAAAAAAAAAGCUUCAUCUAGGAAUGAUUUCAGCAGGAAAGGUAUUAUAAAAAAUAAUUUUGUCACAUUCAGGUAACCAUGUAACUUAAUUUUUAAUUGGUCUCGGGCAUAGCACUUCAGGGAAAGGGAUGUGGGAGGAGGAGUUUGCCUAGGUGGAACUAUUGCUUGUUUAGUAAUAGUUGUUUUAGGAUGCCAGUUUUUGAAGAAAAAUCUUGCAGAAUGGUUUUCUUGCCAGUUGCCCAACUUCAUUUUUAUUUAAUAAGCAAUUAUUGGCUACCGUUUUAAUAGAAGCUCUUAAAGAAAUUGUUACAGCUUGAACAGAGUUGUACAUGCCAUUUUCCCUUUGGCGAUGAUGCUGAUGUCCUUAUAGUCAGAUGCUGUAGUUUGCAAAGAGGUUCAGGUUAAUCGAAUUAAACAUCUGAUUAAAAAGGGUUUUAGACUUGUAAACGUGGCAUAUUCUUUUAUUUUACUAUUAUUGUUCCCGGAGUGUUUUGAUGAUCUGGAUAAAGACAGAAUGAAGUCUUGUUUCAAAACACAGCCUAAAUGUAUGAAUAUAUUUCAGAGACUGGAAUCAAAGCUUAGCCUGAAAAUUCGGCAUGGCUGCAUUUAUGUUCCAGGGAUUGAAUUUCCUGGCAAAAUGCCAAUUACAAGCAACAUCUACUCUAAUCAAGCAGCAUCACUAUUUAUUUGGGAUCAUUUUAUCUGUUUGGACUGGAAAGUUCAAAGAAGUAGAUGAAUGAAGUAACUUCCUGUGUCACCUUUUCAUCAGUCUUCAUAAUACAGUUCAAUGUACAUUUCUUUUCUUUUUUUUAACUAAGGUAGCUUAUAGACUUAUUGAAAAUGCAUUCAAAAAUCCAUUAGUCUUUGUUCAAUCAGCCAAGAGUUCAUCGUGAAAUUUGCAAUAAAACAUGAGCUUGCCUUUUCUUUUACAGAAAGUUAAA